UAGAUUUUCGAUCAAGCAACUUGACCGUUAUAGUUUUCCUCCUAAUUUUAGUUUUGGUGUUGGUUCUUCAGCUUAUCAGUAUGAAGGUGCAGUCGCGGAAGGAGGGAGGACGCAGAGCAUUUGGGACAACUUCACACAUGCAUAUCCAGGUGUACAUUUAAUCUAAUUCCUUUACUUUUUCACCAAAAUAUCAAUCAAUAUUAACAUUCUAUGGUUUCCUGGGAGUUUUAAUUACAAAUAUAUCUUCGAACAUGGUUCUAAACUGUGGAAUAUUUUUGCUUUUAUAAAUUGUACGUGACACGGUAAAUUAAACUUGCAGAAAGGACAAAUAUGGACAAUGGAGACAUAGCCGUUGAUUUUUAUCAUCGAUAUAAGGAUGACAUCAAGUUGAUCAAGCAAAUGAAUAUGGAUACUUUUAGAUUUUCCAUCUCUUGGUCAAGAAUACUACCAAGUGGGAAACUAAGCGAUGGGGUAAACAACGAAGGAAUUCAAUUCUAUAAAAACCUCAUUGAUGAAAUCCUCAAAAACGGCAUAAAACCUUUUGUAACCAUCUACCAUUGGGAUAUCCCUCAAGCUUUGGACGAUGAGUACGGUGGAUUUUUAAGCCCUCGAAUCAUUGAUGAUUUCCGGAACUUUGCAAAAGUCUGCUUUCAAGAAUUCGGUGACAAGGUCGAUAUGUGGAUAACAUUCAACGAGCCUUAUAUUUAUAGUGUUGCGGGUUAUGACAAGGGCAACAAAGCAAUGGGACGAUGCUCAAAAUGGGUAAACAGCUUAUGCGUGGCUGGUGAUUCAAGCACCGAACCUUAUAUAGUUUCUCAUCAUCUUCUUCUAGCUCAUGCUGCAGCUGUUGAAGAGUUUAGAAAUUGUGACAAGAUCUCCCAAGAUGGAAAAAUAGGCAUAGUGUUAUCACCAUUUUGGGUCGAACCUUAUGAUGUUAAUUCCCAUGCUGAUAAAGAAGCAGUUGAACGAGCUCUUGACUACUACCUUGGUUGGCAUCUUGAUCCUCUAGUCUUCGGGGACUAUCCAAAAGCAAUUAAAAGAAACGCUGGAAAAAGAUUGCCUUCGUUCACCAGAAAACAGACUGAAAUGAUAAGAAACUCGUUUGAUUUUAUUGGAAUAAACUACUACAGUGCUCGAUAUGUCACACGCCAACUUCAGAGAGACCCUUCACGACUUCGUUUCACCACCGAUCAACACGUGGAGUACAAAGUGACAAAUCGUGACGGCGACUACAUUUCCUCAGAAUCGGAUGAACUCAAAUUUAUCUAUGUAUAUCCCGAGGGCCUACGAAAGCUUCUAAAUCAUAUUAAAAAUAAAUACAACAACCCAACUAUCUACAUAACUGAAAACGGAUAUGAUGACUACGAUGUUGGGACAGUUCCACGUGCUCAACUAUUAAAGGACACGAAGAGAAUACAGUACCACGAGAAACAUUUUCAAGAACUACAUAAAGCCAUCACCGAGGAUGGGUGUGACGUUAGAGGCUAUUCCGCAUGGUCGUUGUUGGAUAACUUCGAAUGGGAACAUGGAUACACGAUGAGAUUUGGUCUAUACUACGUUGAUUAUGCAGAUGGUCUAAAACGAUAUGCUAAAGAUUCAGCCAAGUGGUUCAAAAAGUUCCUGGAGAGAAAGGAGAAAGUAACAUCGUUGGGUCUGUUUAGUAGCAUCAAGAAAUGGUGGUCUGCGUUGCAGAUUGUCUAACUUCUUUGAAGAAUGAAUCAAAGCAUGAUAAACAAACAACUAGAGUCCUUGUUCUAUAGGAAAUUAUAUAUACAUGUUUGUAGCGUACACAAUCAUUCUUUUACAAAGUAAAUUGUAAAUUUUGCAGAAGUGCUCUAGAAACAGUAAAUAUUGGAUGUACGUAUGAAUAUACUCACACAAUCA
Messenger RNA from Raphanus sativus (radish), 1884 nucleotides. RefSeq names its product beta-glucosidase 32-like. Gene Ontology annotation, biological process: carbohydrate metabolic process. The transcript is spliced from 13 exons. NCBI's taxonomy places the organism in Eukaryota, Viridiplantae, Streptophyta, Magnoliopsida, Brassicales, Brassicaceae. Gene Ontology annotation, molecular function: beta-glucosidase activity. Bases 331 to 1701 code for a protein of 456 amino acids. The record is from RefSeq and is a predicted model, not a curated record.